CAGACGCGCUACGUUCGCGUGCAGCGCUCACCCAUUACAAUAUUUGAAUUUCGAACACCGAAUUCGAACUACUCAGUGUUGUGUUCAAUCGAGAAAAAAAACAAAGGCCUAACUAAAAUCAACGAUUAAAAAAAAAUAGAUUUAUUUCAAUUGGACUGUUGAAUUAUUUUUUCGUUAGAACUUUCUCAAGGACGCGUAAUUAGGAAAUCGGGAGCUGAUUAAACAAGUGUUUUUUUUUUUUGAUAAGAUAUUCGUAGCCACUCACACCGUGUCGUGUUUAGUGAUUGAUCGACGUGAUCAAUUAACGUUUGAAACGUUUUUAGUGAAAUUAUAAAGUUAUUUACUCAGUGUUGAGUUUAUUCACGCUUGAAAGUUUGGAUUUUGGCACUUUAAGAACCCCAAAACCAAAAAAAUGCCAUCGCAACCCAUAAUCCCUAACCAGCGGCGAUAGCGCACCAACCAUGCGAACGCACAGACGAAGGUUGCGGUGAUAACCCUCGAGAUGGCGUUGCUGACAAACUCGGCCUCCGCUGGCGGCCCCACGGCAACACCGAGCGCACCACAGGCGCACCAUUCUACAACACCUUUACACCACUACUUUCACUAUUUGAAGCAGCCGUCGCCGUUAGCCCAAAACCCCUACGCUCAUCAUAGCAGUGCCCACCACAUGGGGAUGGGCCCAGGUCCUUUGGGUGGACUCGGCCCGUUUGGGUUAACUCCGCAUGGAUUAGAGGCUGUAGGAUUCCCGCAAGGAGUAAACCCGCGGAAACAGCGUCGGGAGCGAACGACGUUCACUCGUGCGCAGCUAGACGUUUUAGAAGCUCUGUUCGGCAAGACGCGGUACCCGGACAUCUUUAUGAGAGAAGAGGUUGCGCUGAAGAUCAACCUCCCCGAAAGUAGAGUACAGGUCUGGUUCAAAAACCGAAGAGCGAAAUGCAGACAGCAGCUCCAGCAGCAGGCGAACACGCAAAUUUCGAGCAAAUCCUCGUCAAACUCCAAAACGUCAUCAAUAUCAUCCAGUAACAACCUUAAGGGUUCCUCUAACACAUCCUCCAAAGUGACAACUUCAAAAUCACAAUCGACCAGCUCUGGUUUAACAACUACAAAUGCUAGCAUCACAACUUCGAGUCCAAACCUUCCAAUCACACCAACGACAUCUGUAAGUCCACCAAUAAAUGUCAUUUGCAAGAAAGAAUCGACACCUUCUAACUAUGAUUCGUCACCUCUGAACAAGAAUAUGUCGUCUUUGUCGCAUUAUAACUCAACUGACGCCCUUAGACUAAGCGGAAAAGAAUCUUCUUCAUCGGAAAAUAUUUCCAACGUCCAUGGUUACGGAGUUACUCCGAAGCAAGAGUUAUACAGCAGUCCAAAAAGGCUGGACUAUUCAUCUAAAUUAGAUUACUCGGAAAAGUCUUUCGGCAGUAGUCUUGUUAAAGACCAGUACAGUUCAAGAUUAACUGGAAACUUGACACCACUCGGGUCAAAUUCUUCAAUAAUGACGACGCCUUCUCCCCCUAUAACUCCUCAGAGUCUGAACGGACCAGGCAACGUCUACCAUCCUGAUAAUUAUAAUAGUUUCCACUGGCCGGGAAGCUCGGACUACAUCAGGAGUUAUUCGACUGGACAUCACCAUCAAGGUUAUGGACAGAGCGCGUAUAAUUCUCCUUAUUAUCCAAGUCAGAUGGAAUAUUUCAACGGUUCCUCCGUCAACCAGAGCCACGGCUCCCACCACGGUCACAACCUGACAACCAAUAGCAAUCAACUCUACAACCAAGUAUCUUUCGGGAACCCGUCGCCCCCAGCCGCUUGGCCCUCCCACCACAACAUUCUCUCUUCAGGCCCAGAGUCCCCAGAAAACCAGUCCCAGAACUCCCCCCACUUGAGUAUGCUCCAAGCGUCCCAGAUAACGAACUUUUCCAAUUCUGGCAAUAGCUACUUCGCGCCUGAAAAAUACGGUAUAAAUAUGGUGUAGUGAUUCUAGUCCUUUCUUAAUUUUAAUUAUGUGAAUAAAUGACAAUGGGGACAAGACGUAACGUUACAUUACAAAUAUGAAAUGUCAUGAAAUAUGUACAUUAAAUUUCACGAAAAACAUUUUAUCGAUUUAGAACAAAAUAUGCUGUUAUUUACAUGAAAAAUGAUGUUUCACUCCAAAUUUGACUCAAAAGACUAAAAAUAAGUGAAACAGCUGAACACAGGUCCCCUUUUAUUUUGAUAAUUCAAUUUCGCACACUGUUCAAAUACUUCAAUAGAUUUCAUUGUUAUGUUAUCUCCAAUGUCAUUUAUUCCCUACACUUAAUGUAAAUAGAUUGUAAAAUAGUUGGGCGUAGUAUUGGUAAAUUAUUUACCGACUUACUAAAAACUUAUUUUGUUUCUGAUUCUUAGAACAAAAAAUAUAUUGACUAUUUUUAUUGACAAAAUUAUUAAUAGAAGAAAAUUCCACGAAAAUCAUUGAGGCUCUCUUUUUGAAAAAUAAAUCCUAAUACGUCUGCGUAAGAUAGGAUUUAUUUUUGGAAGUUUUCUCGGAAGUGGUAAAAUUAAGAAA
Hyposmocoma kahamanoa is the source of this 2542-nucleotide messenger RNA. RefSeq names its product homeotic protein ocelliless (gene oc). The transcript has 5 exons. Gene Ontology annotation, biological process: regulation of transcription by RNA polymerase II. Lineage: Eukaryota; Metazoa; Arthropoda; Insecta; Lepidoptera; Cosmopterigidae. The record is from RefSeq and is a predicted model, not a curated record. The coding region runs from base 503 to 1972 and encodes 489 amino acids. Gene Ontology annotation, cellular component: nucleus. Gene Ontology annotation, molecular function: DNA-binding transcription factor activity, RNA polymerase II-specific; RNA polymerase II cis-regulatory region sequence-specific DNA binding.